Messenger RNA from Drosophila biarmipes, 1876 nucleotides. RefSeq names its product gamma-aminobutyric acid receptor subunit beta-like (gene Lcch3). Gene Ontology annotation, cellular component: membrane; GABA-A receptor complex; synapse. The transcript is spliced from 8 exons. The coding region runs from base 257 to 1750 and encodes 497 amino acids. Gene Ontology annotation, biological process: monoatomic ion transmembrane transport; signal transduction; chemical synaptic transmission. Lineage: Eukaryota; Metazoa; Arthropoda; Insecta; Diptera; Drosophilidae. The record is from RefSeq and is a predicted model, not a curated record. Gene Ontology annotation, molecular function: extracellular ligand-gated monoatomic ion channel activity; neurotransmitter receptor activity; GABA-A receptor activity.
UAGAUAUAGAUACUGUGGGUGCUCGCACGCAGCAGUUCGGGGCUACGCGUCAACCAGGACCAAAAUACAAAAUACAAAUAUACAAAAUACUGACUGGACAGGGACGGCAAAUAAAAGCUCCUCGAAACAUGCCAGGGUAAGGAAGCCAGAUGCAUUUGAUUUUGCUGCCGCGAUGUUAGAAGCAAAGCUGGAAAUGACAGCGCAAUCGAUUCCAAAAAGUUGAGACCCAACAACGACACAAGCAAAAGCUGUCAAUAUGUCAUGUUUUACGCGCGUCGGAGUAACCUGUAGUCUGUUCUUCUUCCUACUGGGCGCCCAGCUACAAUUGAUUCGAUGUAUUCGAAAAGAUGUGCUUGCCGGCCGCCUUGAGAAUGUUACGCAAACAAUAUCAAACAUACUACAGGGCUACGAUAUUCGACUGAGGCCCAAUUUUGGCGGAGAGCCUCUGCAUGUCGGUAUGGAUUUGACCAUAGCCAGCUUUGAUGCCAUAUCAGAAGUUAACAUGGAUUAUACGAUAACGAUGUAUUUAAAUCAGUACUGGCGCGAUGAGCGUUUGGCAUUUAAUAUCUUUGGACAAUACUUUGAUGACGAUGAUAAUGACGACGGCAUCAGUGAUGUGCUAACACUAUCAGGAGACUUUGCUGAAAAGAUAUGGGUACCAGACACGUUUUUCGCUAAUGAUAAAAACAGCUUUCUGCACGAUGUCACUGAGAGAAACAAACUGGUACGUCUGGGCGGCGAUGGAGCUGUCACCUAUGGCAUGCGGUUCACCACGACCCUCGCGUGCAUGAUGGAUCUGCACUACUAUCCACUGGACUCCCAGAACUGCACUGUGGAAAUAGAGAGCUAUGGAUAUACGGUCAGCGAUGUGGUCAUGUACUGGAAGCCAACGCCCGUCCGCGGAGUGGAGGACGCGGAACUGCCCCAGUUCACGAUCAUUGGCUAUGAGACCAAUGAUCGCAAGGAGCGCCUGGCCACCGGAGUCUAUCAGCGACUCUCGCUGUCGUUCAAAUUGCAACGAAACAUUGGAUACUUUGUUUUCCAGACCUACCUGCCCAGCAUUCUGAUAGUAAUGCUGUCGUGGGUCUCGUUCUGGAUAAACCACGAGGCGACGAGCGCCCGAGUUGCAUUGGGGAUCACCACGGUGCUCACCAUGACCACAAUUAGCACGGGUGUUCGCAGCUCACUGCCUCGUAUAUCGUAUGUAAAGGCAAUCGACAUUUAUCUGGUCAUGUGCUUCGUUUUUGUAUUUGCAGCCCUUCUUGAAUACGCUGCCGUUAACUAUACUUACUGGGGCAAAAGAGCUAAAAAGAAAAUAAAGAAGGUGAAAGAGUGUUGUCCAGGGAAGAUCGGAAAGAGCGAAAGAUCCGAAACGUGUUCAACGACAGAGGACAUCAUCGAACUGCAGGACGUUCGCAUGAGUCCCAUACCCUCUCUACGAAGGGGUACCUACAACGCCACCCUCGACUCCAUCGGCACCGAGACCAUGAACUUGGGAAAGUUUCCGCCAAGCUUUCGAAUAACUCGUAAUUAUGGCACCGGACACAGCCAGCUGAGGCGUCGCGCACAGAGGGGUAUCAACGCCCGCCCACGCAUGUUGCAUGCACUCAAGAGAGGUGCCUCUGCCAUUAAAGCCACUAUACCGAAGAUCAAAGAUGUCAAUAUCAUCGACAAGUACUCCCGCAUGAUAUUUCCAAUCAGUUUCCUUGCGUUCAACCUUGGCUACUGGCUGUUUUAUAUUCUGGAAUGAUAUAUGCCAACAAACAAACGAGUAGUUAAUUCCCUCUAGAAACAGAACCAUGGGAUCCAAAAACAACUUUUUAUAACCUCCAUAAUAAAGAUUGACUUCGCCAUAAUAUUUGGGCGUACCUGAAAA